AUUUCUCUGCACGAUAAACCCUUACAAGAACUCAUACACCAAACUGAAAACGCUGUCGAGAAGAUGUCUUCCCUUGCCUGCAUACGUCAUGCCCGUCGAUUCUCCACUUCCUCCUCUGUAAUCUCCAUCUCUGCAGCAAAAGCCAGACUCCGAUCAGAGCAUGAUCCAGACAAAGCCCUAGCCAUCUACUCUUCUGUUUCCGACCACUACAGAUCCCCUGUCUCAUCUCGCUACGCUCAAGACCUCACCGUCAAGCGCCUCGCCAAAUCUCGUCGCUUUAGCGACAUCGAAGCUUUGAUUGAAACCCACAAGAAAGAUCCCAAGAUUACCCAAGAACCUUUCCUUGCCACCUUAAUUCGAUCUUAUGGCCUUGCAGGAAUGACUGAUCACGCCCUGAAGACUUUUGAUCAGAUGGAUGAGCUCGGUACAAAGAGAUCUGCUAUAUCCUUCAAUGCUCUAUUGUCUGCUUUUAACCAGUGCAAGAAAUUUGAUCAGGUACCCAAUCUGUUCGAUGAAAUUCCUCAAAAAUAUGGUGUUUCUCCUGAUAAGAUUUCUUAUGGUAUCUUUAUCAAGUCUUUGUGUGAGGUGGGUACUCCAGAAUCGGCUUUUCCAGUUUUGAAAGAAAUGGAAGAGAAAGACAUAGAGGUUACUGCGAUUACUUAUACUACAAUCUUGGAUUCUCUGUAUAAGAAUGGUAAGAUCGAUGAAGCUGAGAAAAUCUGGAAGGAAAUGGUUGAAAAGGGUUCUCCAGAUGUUUGUGCUUAUAAUGUGAAGAUAAUGCAGGCUCACCAUGCGAAACCGGAGGAUGUAUUGGCGCUGAUUGAAGAGAUGAGCUCUGGUGGGUUGAAACCUGAUACCAUCAGCUACAAUUAUCUUUUGACUUGUUACUGUAAGCAUGGCUUGAUUGAGGAAGCUAAGAAGGUAUACGAUGGCCUUGAGGAAAAUUGUUGUGUUCCUAAUGCUGCAACUUUUAGGACUUUCAUGUAUCAUCUAUGUAGAAAUGGGGAUUUUGACAGGGCCUUUGAGGUUUACAAGGAGAGUGUAACUAAAGAUAAGAUUCCGGACUUUGGGACAAUGAGGUAUUUGGUUGAAGGGCUGGUGAAGACUUCAAAAGUGAAGGAAGCAAAGGGAGUGAUCAGAACAGUGAAGAAGAAGUUUCCACCUAAUUUUCUAAAUGCAUGGAAGAAACUUGAGAUAGCUCUCGGUUUGGAUGGGGGAAAAGAGGUGGCUACUAGUUAAUCAUUAUAUCUCAUGGGACUUUUCUAGAGGUGGGUUUAUCUUUUGAGCAAUUCAGUUGAUUUUGUACAAUAGUUGAUGGAUGCAAGAUCGGGAAGCUUGGAAUCUUGGUGUUUUUUCUCCUUUGCAGGUUCUAUCAAUGAAACCAUAGCUGCCUGAUAUAUGUUAGAAUCAGGUAGAAGCAUGUGAUGUUUUCAAUAUUAUUAACCAUACAGGAGCUCUCUUACUGGAACUUGAAUGUCAGUGGAAGCUGAAAGAAAUUAGGAAACACCAAACCCAAAGUUAAAACUUCUUGUGCUUCCAAUCUUAGCUUCUUUAUUUUGGUCAUCGGAGAUGAUCUGUAGAAUUAUGAUUCACUGGGUUAAUAUUCGACCUAAAUUGUAAUGUUCUUUGAAUUCAUGCUAAUACCAAACUUCCAAUGUUUUAAAAGUAAAAUUAUUUCUUCUCAUUGAUUGGUUAAA
Telopea speciosissima is the source of this 1697-nucleotide messenger RNA. Its product is annotated as pentatricopeptide repeat-containing protein At4g36680, mitochondrial-like. Lineage: Eukaryota; Viridiplantae; Streptophyta; Magnoliopsida; Proteales; Proteaceae. Gene Ontology annotation, molecular function: protein binding. The coding region runs from base 64 to 1239 and encodes 391 amino acids. The record is from RefSeq and is a predicted model, not a curated record. The transcript has a single exon.